CCCCUGGAAGAACCGAAGCCACAGCAGAGAGGAGGUUGUUUCCAAGAGCAGACCACCAGCACCCCUAUCUCAGGAGCCCAGCACAGAAGACUGAUACCUCUCACUGGAAACUCCCACCUCCUUUCCAACACCCAGAACCAGCCUCAAAUCAGAAUAGAAACUUCUAGAAGGAACUUCCCUUCUCAGCCUUCCCAUUUGGCUUCCUGUCCUUCUGUGAGGAGAACCAGUGUGGAGCAUGCCGCAGGACGGGCUCAGCAGUGUGAAUCAGCUAGGCGGACUCUUUGUGAAUGGACGGCCCCUGCCCCUGGGCACUCGACAGCAGAUUGUGCAGCUAGCAAUCAGUGGGAUGCGACCCUGUGACAUCUCACGAAGCCUUAAGGUAUCUAAUGGCUGUGUGAGCAAAAUCCUAGGGCGUUACUACCGCACAGGUGUCUUGGAACCCAAGGGUAUUGGGGGAAGCAAGCCACGGCUGGCCACACCCCCUGUAGUGGCUCGAAUUGCCCAGCUGAAGGAUGAGUAUCCAGCACUCUUUGCCUGGGAGAUCCAACGCCAGCUUUGUGCUGAAGGACUUUGCACCCAGGACAAGGCUCCCAGUGUAUCCUCCAUUAAUCGAGUCCUUCGGGCACUACAGGAAGACCAGAGAUUACAGUGGACACAAUUCAUGUCACCAGAUGUUUUGGUUCCAGCUGUUCCCAGUCAGCAUAGUGGCUCUGAAGCUCCUCGAGGGUCCCACCCAGGAACCAACCACCGAAAUCGGACAAUCUUCUCCCCAGGCCAAGCCAAGGCACUGGAGAAAGAGUUCCAGCGUGGGCAGUAUCCAGAUUCAGUGGCCCGUGGAAAGCUGGCUGCUGCCACCUCUCUACCUGAGGACACAGUGAGGGUCUGGUUUUCCAACAGAAGAGCCAAAUGGCGCAGGCAAGAGAAGCUGAAGUGGGAAUCACAACUGCCAGGAGCUUCUCAGGAUCUGAUGGUACCAAGAGUUUCCCCAGGGAUCAUCUCUGCACAGCAGUGCCCUGGCAGUGUGCCCAAAGCAGCCUGGCCUGCACUGGAACCAUUGGGUCCUUCCUUCUAUCAGCUGUGCUGGGGGACUGCACCAGACAAGUGUCCCAGUGACACCCCACCCCAAGUCUGUCUCCAGUCCUGCUGGGAUUGUCACUCCUUCCUCCUUCCUGUGGCCUCUUCCUCAUGUGUGGACCUUGCCUGGCCCUGCCUUACUACCCCUCCUGUGCAUCACUUGUUUGGAGUGCCUGGAGAAGUGACUUCCACUCAUUACUCACACUGGCCAUAAGUGGUCCACUUGGCAGUAAUAAAAAACUUCUUUU
This is a messenger RNA of Nannospalax galili (Upper Galilee mountains blind mole rat), 1322 nucleotides long. RefSeq names its product paired box 4 (gene Pax4). Gene Ontology annotation, molecular function: DNA-binding transcription factor activity, RNA polymerase II-specific; RNA polymerase II cis-regulatory region sequence-specific DNA binding. The transcript is spliced from 11 exons. Lineage: Eukaryota; Metazoa; Chordata; Mammalia; Rodentia; Spalacidae. Bases 236 to 1288 code for a protein of 350 amino acids. Gene Ontology annotation, biological process: regulation of transcription by RNA polymerase II; anatomical structure development. The record is from RefSeq and is a predicted model, not a curated record.